AUGGAAGCCCUUGGUGCUUUCGCCAGUGUUGUCACCAUCGUAGGGUUAAUACGACCGACUACCAAGUUCGUCAGAUCCCUCCGAGGAAUCACCUCCGACGACGGCCAUGUCGCCAAAGAGAUUGAAAGAAUGGCGAGCUCAAUCCAGGCAUCGGCUAACAGCAUAGACGUUUCUUUGAAAGCGCUUAAAGGUCACGCAUCAACGCUUGAGAAAAUGCAGCGAGCACCGUCAGAAGUCCUGCAGUACAUUAUCGACAACAAGUCCAUAGACAUUAUCGUUUCUGGUACAGAAUCCAUCAGAAAGCAAAUGAGGGAUACAUCACGCGACCUUAACGAUACGAAUAAUCGAUCCGAAAUCUUGAGAAAGAUUAACUGGCUUUUGCUGGACAAAAUGGAAGUUGAAUCAUUAUUUCCCGAAAUGCAGGUCGUCGCGUCUUGUCUCAACCUCGUUUGUCCAAUCAUCGGACUGGAGAUAAAUCGAUACCUACUCAAUAAAUCCUCCGGCGAGGUGGCGGAGUGCCUGAAGCAGGAGAUGGACCAAUUAAAACUAGUCGAGAAACAGUAUCAAAGUGUAAUGAAGGAGUUGUGGUCAAGUAUAAAUGGAGAGUCAGACUUUGAAGCUGCGACGAAAUCACUUUUCUACUUGUCACAGAGUGUACGACGAACUAGUUCGACACCCCAACCUGACAGAGCACCUGCUGAUCGAAGGUCACCUGUCCCAGAAGAAAAAUAUCUGAGCCCGGCCCCCUCUAAUACUCCACAGCCGUCCCCAGGAUCAAGGCGUCAGAAGCCUCAUAGUGUUCCAGUGCCUCGCGAAGCCCCAUCGGAGGUAACACGGCAUACCUCCAGUAGCCCUGAGUCUUCUCGACCUCACUCAGCCGUUCCAUCAUCAUCGCCAAAGACCUCAGACACGCCUCCGACUCCGCAAAGCCCUGAUGCGCCCAAGUCACUCAGAAUAGACACCUCGACACGUGCGGGUGGUUCACGCGGGGGAAUCGUCCGGGCAAUUCAAGGGCAUAUAAUCAACCACGGGAAAGAAAUUCCAGUGAAAAACGCCACAAUUGAUCAACAUGGGCCCUUUAAUUACAUUUCAGUCAAAACAGCGAAUCAGCUUGACCUUGAUAUCCAGGAGCUGGAUCCUGAUGAACCUAGUCACACGCAUAGCGGUUCACACGAAAUGAUACUGCCUGGGAAGGUGAUUGGCAAGGUUACAGGUCUGCCAGCGGUUGUUGUCACUCCACCACAACACUUCUUUUCCCACCUCUCAACAACAUAUCUGAUUCCUCACCGCAACACAGCGCAGCCACCAUGGCUCUUCAGAGCGCUCAGAGCAAAGCACUCCCUUCUCAAGACGGGCGACUACUCUGAUCUCGUUAUUUCGUGCGGCAAAGAUCAAUACCGCGUUCACAAAGCAAUCAUUUGCCCACGAUCCGACUUCCUCAAGGCAGCUUGCGAUGGUGAAUUCAAGGAAGCGCAAACAGGCACAAUAGACCUCCCGGAUGAUGACCCGGUUGCUGUACUCAUGAUGAUCGAGUAUCUGUAUCAUGACACCUAUGCGCCGCCGGCCGGGGCAGAUAUUCACCGUGAUGGCGCUAUCGAUGCGCAUCUCUCCGACACCAAAUAUGAUGACGAGAAAGAAAAGAGGAAGAGGGAACUCUAUGGCGCAAAUUUCAUCGGUAACAAGAGAAUCAAGAGGCUCACUGCACUGCCGGAGGAUUCAACUGUUCGCGCCUCUCAACCCGCCAGACUCACCGGAUUUGCUGCCUUCAUCGCUUCAAGAGAAUCGCAAAGAGGAUCUGAUCGCAGCCGACAAGAACGCGGUUCCUCCACAAGUACAAACUCCGUCUCAGUCCAGAGUCCCUCCCAGGCUUCGCCCGAUCAAUCAUCUUCCACACCCCGUCCAUCACCUGCGCCAUCACCCACCCCACCUCCCCCUCCACGACCCAUCCCUCCCGCAAACCUCCAUCUCCACGCCAAAGUUUACGCCCUCGGUGAGAAAUACGGCAUCCAGCCCCUCAAGGCCCUGGCUCUUCGCAAGUUCGAGUCUGAAGCCCAGUUUCAUCUUCACAGCGACGACUUCUUGCAGGGGAUAAGAGAAGCAUACACCUCGACCGUUGAAACGGAUCGCCCUCUUCGGGAUGCCGUGGUCGCAAUCUUGAGAAGCAACAAGGGCCUGUUGAAGAAGGAAUCUGUGAAGGAAGUACUCAAGGAGACUGGUUUGGGUUUUGAUCUGCUGAUGGAAUUUGCAUCGGGAUGA
Messenger RNA from Fusarium oxysporum Fo47, 2256 nucleotides. RefSeq names its product BTB/POZ domain-containing protein. Gene Ontology annotation, molecular function: protein binding. The record is from RefSeq and is a predicted model, not a curated record. The transcript is spliced from 5 exons. Lineage: Eukaryota; Fungi; Ascomycota; Sordariomycetes; Hypocreales; Nectriaceae. The coding region runs from base 1 to 2256 and encodes 751 amino acids.